Anolis carolinensis (green anole) is the source of this 4931-nucleotide messenger RNA. Its product is annotated as zinc finger protein 814-like. The record is from RefSeq and is a predicted model, not a curated record. The coding region runs from base 1791 to 3605 and encodes 604 amino acids. Lineage: Eukaryota; Metazoa; Chordata; Lepidosauria; Squamata; Anolidae. Gene Ontology annotation, cellular component: nucleus. The transcript has a single exon. Gene Ontology annotation, biological process: regulation of transcription by RNA polymerase II. Gene Ontology annotation, molecular function: DNA-binding transcription factor activity, RNA polymerase II-specific; RNA polymerase II transcription regulatory region sequence-specific DNA binding.
CCCCUCACCACCCGCUGUCCCUGAUUCUGGAGGAAGGAGGACACCCAUUUAAGGGGUAUCUCCCUAACCCCCAUCAUGGCUAGGCGAUGGGUCAAUAGAUUGACCGUAUCAAAUGCUGCUGUGAGAUCCAAUAACACGAGCAGCGCUGAUCCGCCUUGAUCCCUUUGGCAGCGAAGCUGAUCUGUGAUGGCAACUAGCACAGUCUCCGUCCCGUGCCCCCUACGGAAGCCGGACUGGAAGGGAUCAAGUCCGGCUGUGCGAUUGAGGAACUGCUGCAACUGUUCCGCUGCUGCCCUCUCAACCACCUUGCCCAGAAACGGAAGAUUCGAGACUGGGUGAUAGCUAGAGGAAACCGAACGAUCUAAGUCUGGUUUCUUCAGCAGCGGAGAUACCAUCGCCUCUUUUAAACCCUCUGGAAAAACUCCUCAAGGGAGCUAUUUAUUAUAUUCAACAGAGGUUCACGUAAUCCCUCCAGGCAAGAUUUUACUAGCCAGGAGGGACGCGGAUCGAGGGAGCAGGUGGUCGGCCUAGUUGCAGUCAUCUGGUGGCACAAGCUAUACCUGGUACUACCCAGAUGACAGUCAGAAGCAUCAUCUUUAGCACAUAAUUUUAGUUCGAGCCACAACAUUGUCUCCUGUGCAAAAGCAAACUUUUGCCUUUAUUUUUCCUUCAUUUACAAUGUAAUGUCUUCCUGUCCUUGUUGCCUUUCUAUGAAUCUGCUGCAGUUUGCCAAUGUCCUUUCUAAAAUGGACUGAACUGAGCAGAACUGGGCAGGAAUCAUGUCUCCCACCCAAGGGUGCUGUUGGAGUGCAGAAGGAUCUGGAGGGCAGCAGGAUUCCCACUCAUCCUGGGGGUCUAUCCAUCUGUCUCCUCUAUACCGCCUUCUCUCAUGUACUGCUGCUAGGCUGAGUGCCUUGGCUCUGGCUGAAGUUACAUACCUUUGUGGUAUAGGUUUUGUAAGAAUGCAGUAUGUCAAGGAACUUUGUGGCCUAAUGUGCUCUCAGUGUCUCCAGGCGCCUUGCUUUAGAAACGUGGGGCAGGGAUCACGCUGCAGGGAAAGAGAGGAUCAGGAAAAUAUCUUUUUCCCGAGUUGGGAGAAAUCUACACAAGAAAAUGAAGUAUUUUUCUCCCAAGACUGAUCACUUGGGAUAGUCUGUCCAUACAGAUGGCCACUCAGGUUUUGAGUGGAGAUGUGAAGAAGCGGGAUCUAGGUAGGAAAUGCUUUGCAUCGUUAGCCCCUUUCCGUGUUGACCAUAUUAUUAGAGGCCUUCCUUUACCAAGGUUGGAUUAGACACAGGAUCUUAGGCCGCUAUCCCCUUUGCAGGGAUUGUUCUUUGUUGGGCAAGUGUUAAAGUGCUUCUCAGCAGGCAACGGGCUCUUACCAGUUGGGCCAGUCUUUCUCCCCUCUUCCCCUGUGAUUGCUACAGCACUAGGCUAUUGUUCUUCAUGUUCAAUGAGAUCUUUCUGUACUCUGCUCCUGAUAAGAUUUUCCUCUUAUUCAUCUCGCAGGUAACCUCUAAACGAACCUUAUGAAGAAAACAUUGCCCUUUGCCUUACGUCUGAAAGGAAAGUACGCAGGAUUAACAAGAACAAGAAAUAAAUUGGAGAAAUUAUAUUUCAAGCUACAUACCUUUGAAUGUAAGGAAAGGAAGGAUUGUGCUGUAAAAAGAGGGGUUGGUAAAGAGAAAAUAAGGCUACAGCAAUACAGAGACUGGGAAGAGGAAAUGUCCUAUUCAGGAGUCCAUAUCUGUGAACUUCAGGCAUAAUAUUAGAAUAAUAAAUGUUAAAAAAUGGAAACUUCAUUGUCAAAAUCACACACAGGGGAGAAGCGACAUAAUUGUAAGGACUGUGGGAAAUGUUUCAUUAGGAGAAGUUCUCUUGCUAAACAUCAACUAACUCACACAGGAGAGAAGCCAUAUAAAUGUGUGGAAUGUGGAAAGAGCUUCAGUCAGAGUGGAAAUCUACACACCCAUCAAAGGACUCACACAGGGGAGAAGCCACAUACAUGCAUGGAAUGUGGAAAGAGCUUCAGUCAGAGUGGACAUCUGCGUAUCCAUCAAAGGAUGCACACAGGAGAGAAGCCACAUAAAUGCAUGGAAUGUGGAAAGAGCUUCUGUCAGAGUGGAGAUCUGCGUAUCCAUCAAAGGAUACACACAGGAGAGAAGCCACAUACAUGCAUGGAAUGUGGAAAGAGCUUCAGUCAGAGUGGAGAUCUACGCACCCAUCAAAGGAUCCACACAGGGGAGAAGCCACAUAAAUGCAUGGAAUGUGGAAAGAGAUUCAGUAAGAGUGGACAUCUGCGUAUCCAUCAAAGGAUGCACACAGGAGAGAGGCCACAUACAUGCAUGGAAUGUGGAAAGAGCUUCAGUCAGAGUGGAGAUCUACGCACCCAUCAAAGGAUCCACACAGGGGAGAAGCCACAUAAAUGCAUGGAAUGUGGAAAGAGAUUCAGUAAGAGUGGAAAUCUACGCACCCAUCAAAGGAUCCACACAGGGGAGAAGCCACAUACAUGCAGGGAAUGUGGAAAGAGAUUCAGUGAGAGUGGACAUCUGCGUAUCCAUCAAAGGAUUCACACAGGAGAGAGGCCACAUACAUGCAUGGAAUGUGGAAAGAGCUUCAGUGAGAGUGGAAAUCUACGCACCCAUCAAAGGACUCACACAGGGGAGAAGCCACAUACAUGCAUGGAAUGUGGAAAGAGCUUCAGUAAGAGUGGACAUCUGCGUAUCCAUCAAAGGAUACACACAGGAGAGAAGCCACAUACAUGCAUGGAAUGUGGAAAGAGCUUCAGUCAGAGUGGAGAUCUACGCACCCAUCAAAGGAUCCACACAGGGGAGAAGCCACAUACAUGCAUGGAAUGUGGAAAGAGCUUCAGUAAGAGUGGACAUCUGCGUAUCCAUCAAAGGAUACACACAGGAGAGAAGCCACAUACAUGCAUGGAAUGUGGAAAGAGCUUCAGUCAGAGUGGAGAUCUACGCACCCAUCAAAGGAUCCACACAGGGGAGAAGCCACAUACAUGCAUGGAAUGUGGAAAGAGCUUCAGUAAGAGUGGACAUCUGCGUAUCCAUCAAAGGAUACACACAGGGGAGAAGCCACAUACAUGCAUGGAAUGUGGAAAGAGCUUCAGUCAGAGUGGAAAUCUACGCACCCAUCAAAGGACUCACACAGGGGAGAAGCCACAUACAUGCAUGGAAUGUGGAAAGAGCUUCAGUCAGAGUGGAGAUCUACGCACCCAUCAAAGGAUUCACACAGGAGAGAAGCCACAUAAAUGCAUGGAAUGUGGAAACAGCUUCAGUGAGAGUGGACAUCUGCGUAUCCAUCAAAGGACUCCCACAGGGGAGAAGCCACAUACAUGCAUGGAAUGUGGAAAGAGCUUCAGUCAGAGUGGAAAUCUACACACCCAUCAAAGGACUCACACAGGGGAGAAGCCACAUAAAUGCAUGGAAUGUGGAAAGAGCUUCAGUCAGAGUGGAAGUCUACGCACCCAUCAAAGGAUGCACACAGGAGAGAAGCCACAUACAUGCAUGGAAUGUGGAAAGAACUUCAGUAACAGUUCGAAUCUUCGUACCCAUCCAAAGAUUCACACAGGAGAGAAGCCACAUAAAUAGGACAAGUGCAAAGAAGCAGAAUGGUUGUCCAAAGAACUUCUAACGACUAUGACUCAAAAGAGACAUGAACAGGAAGUGGAAGGGGAAGAAAUCAUAUAACCAUAGAGUUGGAAGAGACCUCAUGGGCCAUCUAGUCCAACCCCCUGCCAUGAAGCAGGAAAUUGCAUUCAAAGCACCCCGGACAGAUGGCCAUCCAGCCUCUGCUUAAAAGCCUCCAAAGAAGGUUCCACAGCUGAACUGCUCUCACAGUGAGGAACUUCUUCCUUAUGUUCAGGUGGAAUCCCCUUUCCUGUAGUUUGAAGCCAUUAUUCUGCAUCCUAGUUUGCAGAGCAGCAGACAACAAGUUUGCUCCCUCCUCCUUAUGGGAUUUUGGCCUGCAUAAAUAGGGGCAGAGUGUCUAGAUCCAGGGAAGUCAUGCUCCCCCUCUAUUCUGCCUUGGUCAGACCACUUUACCUGGAAUCACACUGUGUCUAAUUCUGGGCACUGCAAUUGAAAGGAGACGUUGAAAAGCUGGAAGGUGUCCAGAGGAGGGCGACUAAAAUGAUCAAGGGUCUGGAGAACAAGCCCCAUGGGGAGCGGCUUAAAGACCUGGGCAUCUUUAGCCUGCAGAAGAGUAGGCUGAGAGAAGAAUGAAUAAAUGCAUGUACAAGUAUAUAUGAAAAUAUCAAUCUGGGUUUGUAAAAGGAAGGCAAAUGUCACGUUUGAUAGGAAGAGUAUUAAACAAAAUAUGUCUGUCUCAAGAGAGGAAGUUAAAAGUGGGGAUACUAGCAUUAGAUAUAUUUAAUGCUUUGAUUGUGUAGCAUGGCAGAUAAUAAGUGAGAUUAUGAAUUAAUUUGGAAUGGGAAGUAGAAUAAAAGGAUGAUUAGAACCAUUUUAUUUGCUAUGGUGAUAGAAUUAUGUGCAAACGCCAUCCAAAAAGGUAAGAAUGUAGAAGGUGUAGGAAUAAAGGAAAAGCAGAAGGUGAGCUUAUUUGCUGAUGACACAUUGUUAUUGAUUAAAUAUCUGGGUAGGUCAAAUGAAUAGGAGAGAGGAUCAUUGAAAGAUAUUUGGUAAAACAACGGGUUUAUAUUAUACAAAGAAAGAAGAAAAAGACUUUAUAGAACAGAGCCAUACGGGAAUUAGAAUCAAGAACAAAUUAAUAUACCUGGGAGUAAGUAUAACAAAGGACUUAAAAGAAAUAGAAGAGGUAAAUGUAGUAGCAUUGAGAAAAAUAGUUCAAAAAAAUUAAUACACAUCUAUCUUGUUUGGAAAGACAGCAAUACUAAAAAUGAAAAUGCUUUUGAGGAUAAACUUUAUACUUACAUAUACCUUAUAUUUAUAAUGCCA